AUGAUGUCUCCUCUGGAUUCCCUCAGUCCUGUGAAUGGUGGACUGCAAGAUUUCCCUUCGUUGCAUUUUCCUCCUCGCGAUUAUUGGGCUGAGGACAAAGGCGGGCCAUACUCCAAUCUCCUGGAGGACCAGCAUCAUGGAUUGCGACGCUCGCUUGAGGAAGCUGGCAUGAUGACCGCGUCGUACAACGUCUACUGGGGAGCUACCGCCAAUGGUGGAUGCUUUGGGGCUUUUGGAGACGUGACCCUUACCUGCAGCGGAAACGGUGUCCUUGAUGUUAUGGUCCCUGACGACGGCAAUACAGAUUGCGAAUCGACCAGUAGUCCAUCACAAGUCAUCUGCGAAAGCCCUUGGCCCAGUAGUGAUGCGCAAGUGCGAAUCUUCUCCUGUUCUGGAAAGGCAAAAAGUGAUUUGUUAGCUACCGCAUCGUUGUCCACUGCAGGCGCAAGCUGCAGUGGAGUUGGAUAUCAUUUGUCAGCCCUUGCACUGGCCCCCUAUUGCGAAGAAACAGUUGGUGGAAAAGUGUUUCGAAUGACGGCCUAUGAAACGUGUGAUUCCGCUUCCACACUGGCGAUGCUCAAUGACGAAGACCCUGGUUGCGCCAACGUAUUCUCUUGUGAGCGGAACUUUUGCUCGUUCAAUCUUCCAAAAGUCACUGCCACGGUUGAAUCGAUCGACAUUGCUGAUCAUAGCUGCCUUCUCGGAUUAGAUGAGAUCUUCCAGCCAAAGAAGAAUGACGAUGAAGAGGAAACAGACACUAUUAACAAUUCUACGCAGCCCAAGACUGACAGCAGUGGUGGCAAUCGGGUUGCUUUUUGGAUUGCUAUGGUGGUCUCAGCUACUACAGCUGUCGUCGUUUGA
This is a messenger RNA of Cylindrotheca closterium, 861 nucleotides long. The record is from the annotation of a GenBank genome assembly. Lineage: Eukaryota; Bacillariophyta; Bacillariophyceae; Bacillariales; Bacillariaceae.